AUCGACCAUGGCGCUACUGCAGCUCAAGAAGCGCCGGCUCCUCGAGGACGACAACAGCCAGGACGACAACGACCAGCAGCAGCAGCAUGCAGCGACCAAGCGCGCCUGCGUGCGGCCCAACCCGGUCCUGCAGACCGAGAAGAUGCAGUCGGUGCUGCGCGGCCUGCGCCACGUCGCCACCUGCGUCGGCUGCGACAACAAGCUCUGCGCCUCGACGCUGGCCUUUGUCAAGAAGGUCGAGCUGCACCUCGCGACGCAGCCCGCAGGCCACGACCGAAGUACCUGCGCGGCGUGCAAGCUCUGGACCAUGAUCGUGCAGGACCAUGCGCGCGACUGCGCCGAAGCGCGCUGCCUCGUGCCCCUCUGUGCCACCUACCGCCGCCGGCGCGACGACCCACCGAUAUAGUAGGCCCCAUGGGACGACGCGCGAUCCUUCGAUCGAUCGAUCGAUCGUCGUCGUCGCUCCUGUGCCUCCGCCGCGCCCACGUCCUUUCCUGUACAGCAACCGGCCUGCCAUCCAU
Messenger RNA from Saprolegnia parasitica CBS 223.65, 521 nucleotides. RefSeq lists its product as hypothetical. NCBI's taxonomy places the organism in Eukaryota, Oomycota, Saprolegniomycetes, Saprolegniales, Saprolegniaceae. The transcript has a single exon. The coding region runs from base 8 to 406 and encodes 132 amino acids. The record is from RefSeq and is a predicted model, not a curated record.